Messenger RNA from Ruditapes philippinarum (Manila clam), 763 nucleotides. RefSeq lists its product as uncharacterized. The record is from RefSeq and is a predicted model, not a curated record. Lineage: Eukaryota; Metazoa; Mollusca; Bivalvia; Venerida; Veneridae.
GUACAAAACAGUCAAAGAAAGAAACAGUCGGACUGGAAACAGCCGUCAGUCAUGGCGGUAUUUUGAACCGAUGGAGGAAAUGUUUGCUGGUGAUCCAGCAGUUUUGCCAACAAAUGUGGUUUCAUCUAUGCGUCCAGAACCUACACCUGCUCCUGUUGAUACUGCCGACAUUUCUCAAAUAUCUGAAGAGGAACCUUCUGUGGAUGUACCCAUGACUUCUACACCAAGGAUCCCACGUAAAAGGCGUCGUUCCAGUAUGGAUUCUGAGGACCCUCCUCAGUGGUUUGAGAGGUAUCAGCAGAAUCAACAGAAGAUGCAUGAAGAGAGGAUGCAGAUUGAAAAUAGACGAGUCACUGCCUUGGAGAGUUUAGUAAAACUCUUUCAAGAAAAAAAGUGAAGUUUGCAACAUGUUAAUAACGUUCAAACACAUAUAAGUACAAUAGUCGAAAGAACUAGUUAUGUUUAAAAACUAGGCUAAUUUCAUUUUUAUGUUGCUUGUGGUGACAUACAGGGCAUUGAUUGAUAAUAUAACGCUUAGAAAAAACAUUUUGUAUAAUUUAUGUAUGACAUUGACCAUCAUGGUCAUGUCAUGUUAUGAAUUAAUAAUGCUAUACUUUGUUUCACUUUAUUAAUUGAUGGCUUUGAUACUUGCACAAAACAAUGGUUAUGACAAAAACCAAACUUUAUUUGAGCUGUGUCACGACAAAACCAACAUAAUGGGUUUGCGGCCAGCAUGGAUCCAGACCAGCAUGCGCAUCCGCGC